AUGGGGACAUAUAGAUUUUCCUUUGUCUUCAAUGAAAAGGAAUGUAUGUCCUUAUCUGUUAUACAGGUCUGCCAUCUGGACGCUACUAAGCAUUUCUUUAAGAAGAAGAAAAAAAUUCAUUCACAAGUCUGGUAUGUGAUAUUUAAAAUGCAGGAGGGUAUUAAAUUGAACACUGAGCGUCUCUAUACAGUGGUGUUCGAAGAGAUCUGUGGGCGUUUUGGAAAGACCUAUACCUGGGAGGUGAAAUCUUUGGUCAUGGGUAAAAAAGCCUUAGAAGGGGCAGGGAUUAUUCGAGAUGUUCUAGAUCUUCCAAUAACAAAAGAAGAGUUAUUACAUGAAAGUAAAAUGAAGCAGGAGAAGCUGUUCCCUACUGCUGAAUUGAUGCCAGGGGUUGAUAAGCUGAUCCGUCAUUUACACAAACACAACAUACCCAUAGCUGUUGCCACCAGCUCAGCUGAAGUGACAUUUCAGAUGAAAACAACCAGACACAAAGACUUCUUUAGUCUUUUUCAUCAUAUUGUGUUGGGAGAUGACCCCGAGGUGAAGUGUAGCAAGCCACAGCCUGAUGCAUUUCUAGUUUGUGCAAAGAGAUUUCACCCUCCUGCACCUCCGGAGAAGUGUCUUGUGUUUGAAGAUUCACCACUUGGAGUCAAAGGAGCCUUGGCGAAAAAAGUGGUUAUGAUUCCAGAUGAAAAAUUAAAUCCAGAUCUUAAAAAGGAGGCAACACUACUGCUGAACUCCAUGGAGGAUUUCAAACCAGAACUGUUUGGCUUACCAGCAUAUGAUUAAUGCCUAAUGUCUAUGAACAUGCACUUCACUGGAGAUUGAAAAAGUGUAAUGAAAUUUUCUUAUGGUUU
Pterocles gutturalis (yellow-throated sandgrouse) is the source of this 857-nucleotide messenger RNA. It is a transcript of the gene PUDP, whose product is annotated as haloacid dehalogenase-like hydrolase domain containing 1. Lineage: Eukaryota; Metazoa; Chordata; Aves; Pterocliformes; Pteroclidae. Gene Ontology annotation, molecular function: phosphatase activity. The record is from RefSeq and is a predicted model, not a curated record.